Molecule: messenger RNA, 444 nt
Organism: Ophidiomyces ophidiicola
Lineage: Eukaryota; Fungi; Ascomycota; Eurotiomycetes; Onygenales; Onygenaceae
Gene: RPL27B
Product: 60S ribosomal protein L27B
Exons: 2
Coding region: 1-444 (147 amino acids)
Biological process (GO): translation
Cellular component (GO): cytosolic large ribosomal subunit; ribosome
Molecular function (GO): structural constituent of ribosome
Source: RefSeq, a predicted model, not a curated record
AUGAAGGUUGGCCGUGUGGCCAUUAUCACCAGAGGUCGAUAUGCCGGCAAAAAGGUCGUGAUCAUCCAACCCUACGACAACGGUUCCAAAGCCCACCCUUUCCCCUAUGCCCUCGUCGCCGGAAUUGAGCGCUACCCUUCGAAAGUCACAAAGAGAAUGGGCACUAAGAAGGUAGCCAAGCGCAGCAAGGUCAAGCCGUUCAUCAAGACCGUCAACUAUAACCACCUGAUGCCCACCCGUUACACGCUCGAACUGGAAGGAUUGAAGGGUGUUGUCACAAACGAUACAUUCAAGGAGGUAUCGCAGCGAGAAGAGGCCAAGAAGACGGUGAAGAAAGCGUUGGAGGACCGCUACACAAGUGGAAAGAACAGAUGGUUCUUCACUCCUCUGCGUACGUCUCUACUAUCGAAACUUUCUACCUAUGAUAUUGGUGGACUUGUUUAG